Molecule: messenger RNA, 441 nt
Organism: Plenodomus lingam JN3
Lineage: Eukaryota; Fungi; Ascomycota; Dothideomycetes; Pleosporales; Leptosphaeriaceae
Gene: ADE1
Product: Bifunctional purine biosynthetic protein ade1
Biological process (GO): purine nucleobase biosynthetic process
Molecular function (GO): metal ion binding; ATP binding; phosphoribosylamine-glycine ligase activity
Source: RefSeq, a predicted model, not a curated record
AUGUCAUUUCCUGCCAAGGUGUUGGAAUACAACGUCCGGUUCGGAGACCCAGAGACACAAUCGUUGCUUGCGCUCAUGGAAAGCGAUCUCGCACUCGUCAUGCUAGCAUGUGCAGACGGCCGCUUACAAGACGUCGAUGUCAAAGUUUCGGCGAAAUCCGCAGCAACCGUCGUCGUAGCCGCUGGUGGCUACCCAGGCAGUUAUGCAAAGGGUAUACCCAUGACGCUCGACGCUGUGCCUGACGACGUCGUUCUCUUCCACGCCGGAACCAGCUUCUCAGACGGCACGCUCAAGACAUCUGGAGGCCGUGUUAUAGCCUCGACGGCGACGGCGCCCUCGCUUGAAGAAGCAGUAGCCAAGGCGUACAAGGGCGUUGAGUGCAUACAUUUCGAGGGCAUGCAGUUCCGGAAAGAUAUUGCGGGCCGAGCGUUGAGGAAGUAA